CCAAGUUACCCCACACGCAGAAUGUCGCUGUGGAUAUGUUGCACUGUAGCAUCCACUUGUUAAAUUGAAGAAGCAAAUUCAGAGACUUACUGUCGCUCCAUUCUCCUAUAUCCUAGCCGCUGCUACUUCUUACAGUAUCCGAGAUCUGUUGAUUUCUCUGCUCCUUGCUCCCGUAAUUCUACAGCUACAGAUUGAUUCCGAGAGCAGGGUUGUCCCUUAUGGCCUCAGCCCAGCACGUGCCAGCUCCUACAUCUGUCCAGGGAGUCGGCCCUCUCUACAAGCCAGACGGGGAGAAACCAACUGCUACAGUUUCUCAAGAGGUUUCUUGUGAGAAUGUUCAUGUCCUGCCUCAGACCCCGCAGCUGAUUGCUCUGUUGACUAUGAUCCGGGAUGAGCGUACCGCACGUGCCGACUUCGUGUUCUACUCCAACCGUAUCAUCCGACUUUUGGUUGAGGAAGGCCUUAAUCACUUGCCCGUCGUCGAGCAGCCUGUCACAACACCCGUUGGCCGGACCUAUCUUGGCUUGAGGUUCCAGGGGAAGAUAUGUGGUGUAUCUAUCAUGCGCGCGGGAGAGGCCAUGGAGCAGGGCUUGCGUGACUGUUGCAGAUCUGUGCGCAUCGGCAAGAUAUUGAUCCAGCGGGACGAACAGACAUGGCAACCGAAACUCUUCUAUGAGAAACUACCUCAAGACAUUGCCGACCGCUGGGUUCUUCUUCUAGAUCCCAUGUUUGCUACUGGUGGCUCGGCCACCAUGGCUGUGGAGGUGCUGAAAGAAAAAGGGGUUCCCGAAAGCCGGAUUCUCUUUAUAAAUCUUAUUGCCAGUCCAUCUGCGGUAGAAUCCUUUGCUCGGAAAUUUCCCCAGCUGCGUGUUGUGACUGCAUUCAUUGAUCAGGGAUUGGACGAGAAGAGAUAUAUCAUACCAGGUUUGGGAGAUUUCGGCGACCGGUACUACACGUUAUAA
Coccidioides posadasii C735 delta SOWgp is the source of this 962-nucleotide messenger RNA. It is a transcript of the gene FUR1, whose product is annotated as Uracil phosphoribosyltransferase, synthesizes UMP from uracil. The record is from RefSeq and is a predicted model, not a curated record. Gene Ontology annotation, cellular component: cytoplasm. Lineage: Eukaryota; Fungi; Ascomycota; Eurotiomycetes; Onygenales; Onygenaceae.